Messenger RNA from Closterium sp. NIES-65, 1041 nucleotides. The record is from the annotation of a GenBank genome assembly. Lineage: Eukaryota; Viridiplantae; Streptophyta; Zygnematophyceae; Desmidiales; Closteriaceae.
AUGCAGAAUUUUGAUCGAAUCAGGAAGCGGCCGAUGGCAGCGGAGCCGAGUCCAGCAAACAAGGGGGAUAGUGGACUAAGCGACUAUAGAACCAGCAGCACGACUUGGAUUGAUCCCUCCAAAGACUUGAGUGCAGCUGGUAAGGUGUGCAUGAAGAUUCGAGGAUGUGCCAAGCUCAUAACGGGAAUCGUAGAUUUUGAACGGCUUGCCACGUCAGAGCUCCAGCUGGUGAAAUACGAAGUGGGCCAGGAGUAUAAGGCUCACUAUGACGGUCGCAUGCUGCCAGACGGCACGCUUGAAGCUCGUGGGACGUUCCUUGUGUACCUGAAUGAUGGCUUCGAGGGUGGGGAGACGUACUUUCCAAACGUAGGCAUCAAGGCUGUGGCCAUCUGGGAGAAGCGCGGUACGCUGCUGCGGAUGAAGGAUUAUGCACCGAUCCGUGCAUCUGCUGAGUACCCUACGAUCGCUGAAAUCUUUUGCCUUUGGAGGAAACGGGCUGCAGAGGUGCAGGAGCAGCGUCGUGCUCUGUUCUUCUCCCCAACUCACUAUCCCACUGUCGAGGAGGCGGUCUCGUGGAGCACAUCUUAUGCGGACCAGGAAGAGCAGCAAUCGGAAGCAGAGGUCGUAGAGGAGGUGGACUCGUGGAGCACGUCUUAUGCGGACCAGGAAGAGCAGCAAUCGGAAGCAGAGGUCGUAGAGGAGGUGGACUCGUGGAGCACGUCUUAUGCGGACCAGGAAGAGCAGCUAGCUGAAGCAAAGGUCGUAGAGUUGGUGCUCCCGCUGCUUGAUGCUUCAGAGGGCGAGGGCUCGGGGGAUGAUUUCGAUCUGAGCAGCAGUGACGCCAGGAUCUUCGGAGUGAAGGCAGUUCUGGUGGAGAAAAUGCUGGUGAUUGCGUCUGGCGUGAGAGGUGGAGAUAAGGCAGAGCCGUCAAGUGCAUUGGCUGCUCCUGGUGAAGGUUUUAAGAAGGUGUCAGGAGCAGCGGCACAGGACAAAAAGCAGAAGGAACAGGUGGAGCUCUCAGUGAAGGCUCAGCAGCACUGA